AUGAAUUUUGGUUGUCCCACCCCGACUCCCCCAACCUCUCCCCACCCCAUUUGUGCUGAAUUUUGGUUGUCUCACCCCGACUCCCCCCACCACCCCGGCCCCAAAUUGGAGGUGGUUUCUGGAGCCCCACCUGAGCCCAGCCGCGUCCCCAGGGAAGGCGAGGAGCUGGUGCAGGCCAAGCCGGAGCUGGCGGGGGCGGUGCGGCGGCAGCUGGAGGAGCUCAGGAGAUGCUGGCAGGAGCUGGAGAGCACCAGCCAGGCGCGGAGCCGGCGCUGCGAGGCGGCGGCCGCCGAGCGCCUGGCGCGGAGCUUCGCCGACGUGGAGGCGCGGCUGGGCCGGCUCGAGGAGCAGCUGGAGAGCGUCGGGGCAGGCACCGCCGACCUGCGCAGCGUCAGCCGGCAGCUGAACCGGCUGCAGACGAUGGAGUCGCAGGUGGAGGAGUGGUACAAGGAGGUGGGCGAGCUGCAGGCGCAGGCGGCGGCGCUGCCGGCACAGGCGGCCGGGCGCGAGGCGGUGGGCGAGCGGCAGAGCGCGGUGGGGACGCGCAUCGUGCGCCUCAUCGAGCCCCUCAAGGAGCGCCGCAGGAUCCUGCUGGCCUCCAAGGAGGUCCACCAGGUCAGCCAUGAGCUGGAGGACGAGGUGAUGUGGGUCCAGGACCGCCUGCCCUUGGCCAUGCUCAAGGACCAUGGCACCAACCUCCAGACCGUCCAGCAGUUCAUCAAGAAGAACCAGAACCUGCGCCGGGAGAUCCAGGUGCACCGGCCCCGCGUGGACGAGGUGCUGGAGCGCGCGGCCGCCGUGGCGUCCAUCAAGAGCCCCGAGGCCGAGGGCGUGCGGGGCCUCCUGGAGCGGCUGGGGACGCUCUGGGCCGAGCUGCAGGAGCAGACGGAGCGCCGGCAGCAGGCCCUGGACGCCACCUACCAGCUGGAGCAGUACUACUUCGACGUGGCCGAGGUGGAGUCGUGGCUGGGCGAGCAGGAGCUGCUCCUGAUGAACGAGGAGAAGGGAAAGGACGAGCAGAGCACCCUGCAGCUCCUCAAGAAGCACCUGCUCACCGAGCAAACCAUCGACAACUACGAGGAAACCAUCGCCCAGCUCUCCCGGCAGUGCCGCGCCCUCCUGGAGCUCGGCCACCCGCAGAGCGAACAGGUCAGCAGGCGGCAGUCGCAGGUUGACCGGCUGUACGUGUCUCUGAAGGACCUGGUGGAGGAGCGCAAGGUCAAGCUGGAGCAGCAGUACUGGCUCUACCAGCUCAACCGCGAGGUGGACGAGCUGGAGCACUGGAUCGCCGAGAAGGAGGUGGUGGCCGGCUCGCCCGAGCUGGGGCAGGACUUCGAGCACGUCACGCUGCUGCAGGAGAAGUUCCUGGAGUUCGCCAGCGAGACGGGCAGCGUGGGCCAGGAGCGCAUCGCCGCCGUCAACCAGAUGGUGGACGAGCUCAUCGACUACGGCCACACGGACGCCGCCACCAUCGCCGAGUGGAAGGACGGCGUCAACGAGGCCUGGGCCGACCUCCUGGAGCUGAUGGAGACCCGCGCGCAGAUGCUGGCGGCGUCCCACGAGCUGCACAAGUUCUUCAACAACUGCAAGGAGGUCCUGGGGCAGAUCGAGGAGAAGCGGCAGCGGCUGCCGGAGCUGGCGGCGCGCGAGGGCCGGAGCUCGGCCGGCGCCCUGCAGAGGGCCCUGGGCGCCUUCGAGCACGACGUGGAGGUGCUGGUGACGCAGGUGCGGCAGCUGCAGGAGGGCGCGGCGCAGCUGCGGACGCUCUACGCCGGGGACAACGCCGAGGCCAUCGCCGGGCGCGAGCAGGAGGUGCUGCGGGCCUGGAAGGAGCUGCUGGCGGCGUGCGAGGAGUGCCGGCUGCACGUGGCCAGCGUGGCCGACAAGAUCCGGUUCGUGGGCACCGCCAGGGACCUGCUGGCCUGGAUGGACGGCGUGCUCCACCAGAUGGGCGCCGGGGAGAAGCCCAGGGACGUGUCCUCGGUGGAGCUGCUGAUGAACGACCACCAAAGCCUCAAGACCGAGAUGGAGGCGCGGGCCAAGAACGUGGCCACCUGCCUGGAGCUGGGCAAGACCCUCAUCCUCAGCAAGAGCCCCGCCGCCGACGAGAUCAAAUCCCACAUGGAGAAGCUCCUGGCGAAGAAGAAGGAGAUGACGGAGAAGUGGGACAAGCACUGGGAGUGGCUGCAGCAGAUGCGCGAGGUGCACCAGUUCGCGCAGGAGGCCGUGGUGGCCGACGCGUGGCUGACGGCCCAGGAGCCGCUGCUGAAGAGCCAGGAGCUGGGCAGCAGCGUGGACGAGGUGGAGCAGCUGAUCCGGCGGCACGAGGCCUUCCGGAAGGCGGCGGCUGCCUGGGAGGAGAGGUUCAGCUCCCUGCGGCGCCUCACCACGAUCGAGAAGCUCAAGGCCGAGCAGAACAAGCAGCCGCCGACGCCGCUCCUGGCCCGCAAGUUCCUGGGGGAGCCUCCUGGCGGUGCCGACCCUCGGCGGCCGGAGCCGCGCGUCGCCUACGUCCGGCACGAGCUGCGGCCGGAGCGCCUCCAGCCCAAGCUGGACCGUGUCCAGCCGCCGGCCACCGACGGGGCGCUCACCGAGCCGCCCCCGGCCGCCGUCACCGCCGUCACCGCCGCCGUCACCGCCGCGGCCGCCGAGCCUCCGGCAGCCACCAAGGCCGAGGAGCCCGGCGAGGCGCGGCCGGAGCGGCGCCGGGAGCGCCGGGAGCGCCGGCUGGAGCGGCAGGAGUCCAGCGAGCCGGAGCCGCCGCGGCACGACGGCAAGGGCGGCGGCAGCAAAGCCACGCUGGCCGACAUCGUGGAGCAGCUGCAGGAGAAGGAGGCGGGCGGCCCCGUGCCGGCUUCGCCCCGUGACCGUGACUCCCCCGCCCGUCUCCCCGCCGGCCCCGAGGCCCUGCCGGAGAGGACGCCUCGUCCGGAGCGUCCCCGCGCGCGGGACCGGCCCAAGCCGCGCCGCCGGCCGCGCCCCCGGGACUCGGCGCAGGGCCCGGGGGAGCCGCGGCGCUCGCGGUCGGCGCCGGCGCAGGGCAGCGCGCCGCCGCCGCCGCCGCCGCCCGCCCACACCGUGGCGCACGAGGGGUUCCUGCUGCGCAAGCACGAGCUCGACGGCGCCGGCAAGAAGGCGUCCAACAGGUCCUGGGUCAACCUCUACUGCGUCCUGGCCAAGGGCGACCUGGGCUUCUACAAGGACGCCAAGGGCCCCGCGACCGGGGCCACGCACGCCGGGGAGCCCCUGCUGAGCCUGCACCGCGCCGCCGGCGAGGUGGCCAACGACUACAAGAAGAAGAAGAACGUCUUCAAGCUCAAGACCGGCGAUGGGAGCGAGUUCCUGCUGCAGGCCAAGGACGAGGAGGACAUGCAGGGCUGGCUGCGGGCGCUGGCCGCCAGCGCUCAGGAGCACGCCGAGCUGGCCCGCUGGCAGCAGGGCCUCCUCACCACCUCCUCCACCGACGAGGGGCUGCCCCGCCGCGACCCCGACCGGCCCCGGCGGAAAUGAACCCCCCGAGCCCCCACUCUGGGCUCUCGGCCCCACAAAAAUCCCAAACUUUGGGGUCCCGGCCCCCCCGAAAAAACCUGAAUUUUGGGGUCCCACCUCCUCCACCACGAGCCCUGGGUUUGGGGUCCCGAGCCCCGAUUUUGGGGUCCAGGUCACCCCAAACUCUAAUUUGGGGGUCCCAGCAUCCUCUGAACCUUGGUUUUGUGGUCCUGGCUACUCCCAAAACCUUCAUUUUGGGGUCCUGGUCCCCCCAAAAUCCGAGUUUGGGGUUCUGGCCACCCCAAAAUCUGAGUUUGGAGUCCCGGCCUGCCCAAAACCUCAAUUUUGGGGUCCUGGCUCCCCCAAAACCCAAAUUUUGGGGUCCCGGCCCCCCCUUCCCCCCAGCACAAGCCAUAGAAAGCCGGGGGGGCCCCAGCGCCGCCGUUGUACAAAUGUAAUAAAGCACCCGCUGCACCCCAAAA
Messenger RNA from Agelaius phoeniceus (red-winged blackbird), 3971 nucleotides. Lineage: Eukaryota; Metazoa; Chordata; Aves; Passeriformes; Icteridae. The record is from RefSeq and is a predicted model, not a curated record.